AUGACUCUUCAUCAAUCUCAUAGUUAUCCGAUUCGGGGAUUUUUUUAUUUAAUUCAACAUCGAUCAAUAUGGAGAUAUAUAAUACGUGCUCUUAUUAUAAUGAUAUUAGUAUCUAUAAUAAUAUCAAUAUUAUUAUUUCUAUUUGUAUUUCCUAGUCAAGCUAAUGGUUUAUCGAAAUAUAUGGCUAAUUGGAUAUCAUGGAUAAUAAGUUUUAUUCUAACUUUAUUUGAAAUAGGCAUAAUAAUUCUUAUAUUUUCAUCAUUAUAUAUAGCAUAUUAUAUGGAUGUUAUAUUUGAUGCUGUUUGGCGUCAAGAAACAAUGAUUAUUAAUGAAAAUGAAACAAGAGAAAGAAUAUUAUCAACAAGUUUAUCUUGUAUUAAAUCAUUUUUAACCUUAAUUAUAUUUCGUGUUUUUCUUGUUGUUCUAACAUCUCCAUUAAAUAUAAUUCCAAUAUUUGGAACAAUUCUUUAUAUUUAUAUAAAUGGAUAUUAUUAUGCAUGGUCAUUACAUUGUCGUUAUUUUGAUUUAAUUGGUUUAACAUUUGCUCAAGGAAAACAUUUUGUUGAACAAAAUCGAUUAGAUUAUACUCGAUUUGGUAUAGUUGCUAUUUUAUUUGAAAUGAUCCCAUUUUUAAAUAUAAUAACACCAAUAACAAAUGUUAUUGGUAGUGCAAUUUGGGCUUCUCAUAUUGAAAGAUUUAAACAACCAUUAGAACAUCCAAGAAGUUAUUUAUUAUCACCAACUCCAACUUUAAUUAAAGAAGAAGAAAAUGAUUAUAGAAGAAAAAUAUCUGAAAAAGAAAAAGUUUCAUCAUCUAAUUAUAAACAAGUUAUUGAGAAUAAUAUUUAUCCAUCAGCUCCACCAAUUGAAAAAGAAUAA
Rotaria sordida is the source of this 879-nucleotide messenger RNA. Lineage: Eukaryota; Metazoa; Rotifera; Eurotatoria; Philodinida; Philodinidae. The record is from the annotation of a GenBank genome assembly.